Molecule: messenger RNA, 1837 nt
Organism: Vicia villosa (hairy vetch)
Lineage: Eukaryota; Viridiplantae; Streptophyta; Magnoliopsida; Fabales; Fabaceae
Product: benzyl alcohol O-benzoyltransferase-like
Exons: 2
Coding region: 90-1436 (448 amino acids)
Source: RefSeq, a predicted model, not a curated record
UUCUUAUAAAUUGAAGAUCCCCUUUCCCAUUCUUCACUCACAAUAUAUUUUCAACUAAACAAACACUCCAACUCUUUCUUUCUUCUCCAAUGGCUCUUUCCCAAGAAAUUGAAUCCUCAUUUCCCUCUCUGACUUUCCAAAUACGAAGAACCCAACCAGAGCUAAUCCCUCCAGCCUCACCCACUCCCCACGAAACCAAACUCCUCUCCCACAUAGACCAACAACCUGGCCUUCGUGCAAAUAUUCCAAUCAUACAAUUCUACCGUAACCAGCCUUCAAUGGCAGGGAAAGAUCCCGUUAAAGUCAUAAGAAACGCAAUUGCACAAGCACUUGUAUUUUACUACCCACUCGCGGGUAGAGUUAAGGAAGCUUCUGGUGGUGAACUUGUGGUGGAUUGUAAUGAAGAAGGAGUGAUGUUUAUUGAAGCUGAUGCUGACGUCACGCUUGAACAAUUUGGUGAAAUUAAACCGCCGUUUCCGUGUUUAGAAGAACUGCUUUAUGAUGCUGCGGUUCCGGAGGGUGUUCUGAAUACUCCCAUCCUACUUAUACAGGUAACACGUUUGAAAUGUGGCGGUUUCAUCUUUGCUCUUCGAUUCAACCACACCAUGGUAGACGGAGUAGGCAUUGUUCAUUUCAUCUUAUCGGUAACAGAAAUAGCCAAAGGUGCAAAACAACCUUCAAUUCUACCCUCAUGGAACAGAGAGCUUCUCCGCGCAAGAGAUCCUCCACGCGUCACAUUCAACCACCGCGAAUACGAACAACUCACAGACAUUCAAACCGACACCGCUUUCACCUCAACAAAAUUCUCCGAACAAUCUUUCUUCUUCGGUUCAAACGAGAUAUCCGCACUACGAAGCUUACUCCCACGCGAUCUGGAAAGCGCGUCAACAACCUUUGAAAUCCUCACAUCAUACAUCUGGCGUUGCCGCACGAGAGCGUUGGGGUUAAAUCCAACCGAAGAGAUCCGAAUGAUGUGCAUCGUGGACGCGCGUGGUAAAUUCGAUCCUCCGAUUCCAAUCGGUUACUACGGAAGCUGUUUCGCUUUCCCAGCGGCGGUUACAAUCGCGGGAGAGCUUAGUGAAAAACCGUUAGAGUUUGCGGUGGAGUUGAUAAAGGAAGCUAGUAGUGAAGUGAGUGAGGAGUAUAUGCAUUCUGUGGCGGAUCUAAUGGUGAGUGAAGGAAGGCCAAUGUUUACUGUGGUGAGGUCGUGUCUUGUGUUGGAUACGACUGAUGGUGGAUUUAGAAACUUGGAUUUUGGUUGGGGGAAAGCGGUGUAUGGUGGAAUUGCGAAACCUGGUGCUGGGAGUUUUCCUUAUGUGCAUUUUCAUGUUCCGGGUCAGAAUGCAAAAGGAGAGGAAGGGAUAUUUGUUUUGAUUUCUUUGCCUACUGAAAUUAUGACAGCUUUUGUUAAAGAGUUGAAUGAGUUGAUUGUUUAAGGACAUGGACAAAUUAAGCCACUUAAUUUAGUUUGAAGUAUUUUAAACCCUAAAUAAAAUUUAAGAUUGGUUUAUUUUAUGAGUAUGUUGUGUGCAAUCAAGAGUUGGUGAAUUCUUAUCUACCCAACUCAAAAAGUUGGGUAAGAUUACCUCCUUUGUAAAAUGUUUUGAAAACAAUAAACAUUUAUAAUAUUUUAAUAAAUAAUUAAAUGUGUUAAAUGAGAUGGAAUCAUGUGAUUGGUUGAAGGUACACUAUCCAAUUUUUUGUGAUGGUAGAGAAGUUGUCCCCUCAAGAGUUUGACUUUGUUUGUUGUAUGAGUUAAUAAAGGGACCUCGAUGUAGUCUUACAAUAAUUAUUACUUUAAAAUUCAUUUAUUAAUAUGUGUUCGUUGUUUGGGAAA